UCCUGUCAGCUUCGGAGCCAUGUGCUCUUCCCAUUCUCAGCUCAACUGGCAGGCUUUCGCAGCCGGUGCUGUCAGUCAUUUUUGUGAGCCGCAUUAAUGAAAUUCACUGGACGCGACAUGUGCAACCUCAUUACCUGCACAUCGUCACAACCCGAUGCCAUUGCAACCUCGACUUUGAUGAAGAAGGAUCGACCGCAAUUUCUGCUUUUUUGCUCGUUUCGGUAAGCAAUUGGGCUCAGUUCAGUUAGUCAGGGAUUUCUGUAACACGGUCUGUCUAGUGUCUGAUGAGCAAAGCUCGAUGGCCUGCCUAGCCGGACUGUAUGUACAUACAACUAAAGAUUAGAUGAUCAAUUCAAUCUGAAUUGACUGUCAGAGUGCCAGAGCAGCAUGUGGGGUCUCGUGCUCAGAGAAUGCAGAUUCUGAAGUACCACUCGCUCUCGAGGUCCUCCCCUGCAGAACGCUACUGAGACCUUUUCUUGACUUUAAGGCGCAGGACGGUCUUAAAGGAGUCGAGCAUUCACUUUGUCUGGGGCAGUACAAGAGUGGACUAUAGAUCGUUGCGCCUUUGCUCUACUAGAAUUGGAACUUUUGAUCGAACUGAGAGGAGCUGGAUUGGGAGUACCCAUUGAUCUGGUGGAGUGAAGGAGUUUUUUCUGCCCGACAGAAAAGUCGUUACAGUCAUGGGUAGAGCGCCGGGUAAUUGCGACGAGAAGGAAGCGGGGCUCCGAAAAGGACCGUGGACGCCAGACGAAGACCGCAAAUUGGUGGCGUACAUCCAAGAGCAUGGGCACGGUAGUUGGCGUGCGCUCCCGAAGAAUGCAGGUCUGAUGAGGUGUGGCAAGAGCUGUAGAUUGAGAUGGACGAACUACUUGCGGCCCGACAUCAAGCGCGGCCGUUUCUCCGAAGCUGAGGAUCAGAUGAUUGUCCAUUUGCACUCGAUUCUUGGAAACAGAUGGUCGACUAUAGCAGCGCAUUUGCCCGGCCGAACUGACAACGAGAUUAAGAAUUAUUGGAACACAUACUUGAAGAAGCGCCUCCUACAAUUGGGGAUCGACCCAGUGACACACAAGGAAUGCAGCACCGCGGACCUUGUGCUAGAGGGCGCAGACAUGAAUCCCUUGGUCUCGUCGACCUUAAGUCACAUGUCGCAAUGGGAUAGGGUUCGCAUGGAGACAGAGGCCAGACUCACCAGCGCCACCUCCUUCAGCAAAUCCGCCGUAGCUGGUGGCAUUAUCCACCCACGGUCAUCCUUCUCUGACCUCGAAGCUGUCUUGCAGCGAGUUCUCGGAAGUGAUACAUUCAUGGGCCCCUGGAAAUCUCAAGUCGCUACAGACAGUGCAAGUCAGCCGAUUCCAGGUGCUGCUAGUCAAGCUGUAUUUGCAGACCUCCAGAACGUGUUCCAAGGUUUAGAAGCUUCAUCUCCUUCUUCUGCAUCCUUCGAGAGCUUGUAUAGCGCAUGCGCGAAUCAGCUGGCUGAGUCGAGUUCCAUGAACAGCCAUGGGAGUGGUCAUGACGACUACCACAGCCCUGUCUCCAGCACAAUUACGAGCUCCAAGCUCCUCAAUCCUAUGUCGCCCACUUCCAUCCUCUCUCCUCUUUCGAACUCCUCCGAUAUACUCUGGGAUUGCAACCAGGACACAUCUUUCUGGCAGACGCAGCAAGUAAACGGCCUGCUCAUGGACUCCAGCACUCAAACGCUUCCAGAGGCGUCAUCGCAUAACUAUGACCAAGACCAGCUCAUUGGUGAGCCAAAUCUAGAUGCCCGCUAUGGCGAUUCAUCAACACGUGAAUCCACUUUGAGAUACCUUCUUCCUGAAAACUGUCACAGCUUCUACAACCUUGACUUUCCCCAAUAUCUAUUGCAAACCAACUGUAAAUCUACCGCAGCCCAAAUUUUAAGUGCGGCGCCACAUAUUAUUGGUAACCCAGUUUCAGGUAGGAAGUAACCUUUUAGUGAAUUAGCUAGCACAUUCUUUUGCACAAAAUAUUGUUAUCUAGAUCUCAGUCGGUCCGAUACAUUAUACCUACUAUGCUUGAGCUGAAGCUUACUUCAAUUUGGACCUCCAAUUACACUAGCAGGGGUAGAUUAUGAAGGAACCCCUUAUAGGAAUUCGAUGACUAAUUCUUUCGUUCAGAUUAUGCAUGUUCUUGUGACAUGAGAUGUUAUAGGGUUAGUCCAACCCUGAGUUACAUAAAAAUAUGAUGAACUCUCGUGCUCACAUGCACAUGGUUCUCUUGCGAAUUCGUUGUUU
Messenger RNA from Physcomitrium patens, 2252 nucleotides. RefSeq lists its product as uncharacterized. The record is from RefSeq and is a predicted model, not a curated record. Lineage: Eukaryota; Viridiplantae; Streptophyta; Bryopsida; Funariales; Funariaceae.